AUGGGUGCUCUAGAAUUUCCAUCAGAAAGAAUAGCAUUGGCGGGUCGAAAAGCAAUUGGUCGCAAUUCAGAAUAUGCGAGGAUGCUGAUGCAAAGGUUAGGCAACGACGAGACAGAAAUACGAACAGGUUGGCGGUCGCAGCUUUAUUUCGUGUUCAUGAGUCGAAAAGGGUUCGACGAACUGAACGAGAAGAAUAUCGGUGAAGAUGGCGCCGGCGCUUAUCCUCUGCCCUCUUUUGCUCGUAUCCUCUAUCUUUCAAACGUUCUGGAAUUAGGUGAAACCAGCAGCUCCCGCAGUCUUUUCCCUGAAACCUCCAUCGAUGGAGGGACGUCUCGUUCGUUGAACGAGAAGCAUAUCAUGAUCUCGGUCACAGCAGCACCCGCACGGCACAUCGACGUCAACUUCAAGUUGUUCGUGCGGGUGAGAAGGUCGAUAGUCCAUGCAGCGCGUGCACCAUCCCGCAAGAUGAUUACUGAGCCCACACUGGAAUACGACUGUCAAUGCCGUAUCCAAGAAUCUGCCAGAAACCGACUCAACGGCGCACUGACUGCUAGGCUUGACAGAACCAAGUUGGACGGUACCCUCAAUGCGUGCACGGAUGAGACGCGGUCAAAAUUAGAUGUCGGUAGCGGCCAAUCGCCUAUCGUUCGAGUUUGGACGGAGGAUGGAGGUGCUGUCGAUGAGGCGAGCACAAUGGCCAAUCGACGCGUAGGGAGAAGUGUGAAAGCUCGGCAACUCACCACAAAUACUGUCUGGACUCUGGAGACGGAGUGCUGGUUCCUUUCUUCCUCUCGCGUUCAAGUCCGAGUUUGGGUAGUCAAACGAAAACGAACCCUUCACCAAGGGAAGGAAGAUGGCAAGAGCGCGUCAUUCACCCUGACAAGGAGGAGGCUGUUUGUGCAGGAGGAGCGGCGGAUUCAUGUUGGAUCUCACUCUCGCCUUCAAGCUCCACUGUUCAAAAAGCGACUUUAUGCCUGCGAUAAAUUCGCCUCAACCCACACUCAAAGUUUCUCUUCUACGCCUCUCACCUACGCCAAUAAGCACGGCGUAAUCCCUAUAUUACCCAAGUCCACGGUCCGGCUUUUUCAAGCACACGCUUGCUUCCCCUCAAAAGCCUCGUUUGCAGGAUGCGCCCUCAGUUUUGGCGGACGACGAGGUGAUGUCUAUAACGUGAGGCUGGGUAGCAAGUACCUUCUCAUACCUCAGGAUGGUCCAAGCUAAGAAGGCCUUUCUUCGGCACUACGCAAUUCCUCUUUAGCGUGGAACUUUCUACUCGCUAGCAUGGGACCGGGUUAUGUUCGCGCCUCAAGGCCUCGAGGAUAAUCACACCGCGCAUCCGCACUGUAAGUCUACACCUCUCUUGUCUCUUUCAUAAAUUUGGCUACCUUUAUACACCUGGCAUUUGACGCUGGGACAACGGAUACCUCGGUACAAGCGCAGCUGCAGUGAGGAGGCCAGCUAAUUAUUUCAGGGUACUUUACACGCAUGGAAAGCACUUAAAUUUAAUAUAUAACACUUGACUUG
Molecule: messenger RNA, 1524 nt
Organism: Desarmillaria tabescens
Lineage: Eukaryota; Fungi; Basidiomycota; Agaricomycetes; Agaricales; Physalacriaceae
Exons: 12
Coding region: 1-1221 (406 amino acids)
Source: RefSeq, a predicted model, not a curated record